AUGACACCAACCCUACACAAAAUUCUUGUGCAUGGCUCUACAGUCAUAAAACAUGCCAUCUUGCCUAUCGGGCAAUUGUCGGAGGAGGCUGCAGAAGCCCGCAACAAGCAUUAUCGAUCUUAUAGAACAGAUUUUGGCAGGGAAUUUUCCAGAACGCAGUGCAACCAAGAUGUUUUAAACAGACUAUUACUCACAUCGGACCCUUUUCUAAGCUGCGUGCGAAAAAGGAAGCAAGUAAAAAGACAACGGUUCUCAACGGAAACGCUCGCUCUGUUAGAAGCGGAAGAUCUAAAUGUAACAAGUGACGAAGAAGUGCAAACUGAUCCUGAAUAG
Molecule: messenger RNA, 333 nt
Organism: Acanthoscelides obtectus
Lineage: Eukaryota; Metazoa; Arthropoda; Insecta; Coleoptera; Chrysomelidae
Source: the annotation of a GenBank genome assembly